This is a messenger RNA of Anolis carolinensis (green anole), 4485 nucleotides long. It is a transcript of the gene znf277, whose product is annotated as zinc finger protein 277. Lineage: Eukaryota; Metazoa; Chordata; Lepidosauria; Squamata; Anolidae. The transcript has 12 exons. The coding region runs from base 101 to 1444 and encodes 447 amino acids. The record is from RefSeq and is a predicted model, not a curated record.
GCUCACAGAGUGGGCGGGGCAAGUAGGGAGGGAAGACGAGAGGGGGCGGGGUCUCGUCGCUCCCCAUUGGUCCAAGGAGUGGGAAUGGAAGCCUGGCGGCAUGGCAGCUCAAGCAGGAGGCGGAGGAGAGGGAGAGGCGCGAGGCGGGAAAGAGCAUAAAGACUGCAUUUUGGAGCCACUCUCUCUGCCAGAAAACCCAGGUGGCAUUUCUGCUGUAGAAGGAUCUCCAUCUGUGACUUGUCUAUUCUGUGAAGAAUGUUCACCAGUAUCAGAACAAAACCAGCUUCUGAAGCACAUGAUUAUAGAGCACAAGCUUGUCAUAGCAGACAUCAAGCUGGUUGCCGAUUUCAAGAGAUAUAUGCAGUACUGGAAGAAAAGAUUCGCAGAGCAGCCGACUACAGACUUCUGCCCAGUAAUAAAAACAAAUUCUGAAGCACCUCUAGAGGACCAGGACAGUUAUUUUCUUUUAUGUGAUGCUUUGCCUGAAGAUAGGGAACUGAGGGAGAAGCUCCAACAACAGAGACUGAGAGAAAUUCUGGAGCAACAGCAGCAAGAACGAUAUGAUAAAGAUUUCCAUGGUAUAUGUAUGUUCUGCGACAAAGAAUAUACUGGCAAUAGGUCAAUCCUUCUCAAUCACAUGGCAAAGGAUCAUGCAUUCAAUAUUGGAUUGCCAGACAACAUUGUAAACUGUAAGGAAUUUUUGGAUCUUCUACAGAAGAAACUUGAUAGUUUGCAGUGCUUAUACUGCGAAAAGAUAUUUCGUGAUAAGAACACACUCAAGGAUCACAUGAGAAAGAAGCAGCAUCGCAGAAUCAAUGCCAAAAACAGAGAAUAUGACAGAUUUUAUAUUAUUAAUUAUCUGGAAUUUGGAAAGUCCUGGGAAGAAGUUCAAUCAGAAGAUGACCGUGAAUUGUUGUCCAACCAGGAAGAAGACUGGUCUGACUGGGAAGAACAUCCUGUUUGUGCAGUCUGCCUCUUCUGUGAGAAGCAGACAGACACCACAGAAAAGCUUUAUGUUCACAUGGAGGAAGCUCAUGGAUUUGACCUGUUAAAAAUUAAGUCUGAGCAUGGUUUGAAUUACUAUCAGCAAGUAAAAGUGGUGAACUUCAUUAGGAGAGAGAUCCAUCAGUGUCAAUGUUACAUUUGCCAGGAAAAAUUCCCAUCAAAAAAAGACUUGGUAAAUCAUAUGGAAGAAACCAAACAUAUAACAUCACUGUCUGCCCGAUCUAUGUGGGACCAACCACAGUAUUAUUUUCCUACCUAUGAAAACGAUACUCUCCUCUGUACACUUUCGGACAGUGAGGAUGAACUGUCAUCUGAGAAGCCAAAAGAGGAUAUCCCUGUCAUUAGUGAGGACGUUUCUAACAUAGAGGCUUUGAAACAGAGCAGUGUGUUAAAUCAGCUUCUUCGUGAGGUGAUGAAUAAUGAAGGACCUGGAAGUUGAGUGUAUUUUCUCUUUUUAAUAUGGAAACAAUUACCUUCCAGCAGUGGAAAACUGAUUUGGUAAUUUACCAGUGUAAUUUGAGUCAGUGACUAUAAUAAAACAAAUUCCUUUAGAAGGGGACUCAAAUAAAAAUCAGCAUUUUGAGAGGGGACAAUCUUCCUUUUUUGUUUUGUUUGUUUAUUUUUCUGCACUUAAAGAGUUCUAUUCAUGCAUACUCAAGGAGCAGUCAUAGGAGGUGGAGAAAUCCCAGUUGCACCUCCUAGGGUGGAAGAUACGGGAGUAUUUUUCUUUUCACUUUUCCUGCUCAAUCACGACACUAGUUCCAGAUCUGGACAAAGAAGAAAAAGAGGGCUUUGAAUUCUACAGCUCCAAGGCUGCCUAAAAUCCCAGUAUACUAUAGGAAUGUCCCUGUUGCCCUUACUCCUCAUGAUACACACAUGGCACAGAGAGGUUCCAUGUCUUCCUACAGCCCAUCAGAGACUACCUGGUCCAAAAUUCAUUUGUUUAAGCUUAAACCUAGGAGAACAAAAAUAGUAUGGCAGUGAUAGCGCUAAAUAUAUUCAUAAUUUGUUUAGUUACUCAUAGAACCAGAGUAAGCAUGGUAGCAGUUUGAGUGUUGGACUAUUAUUAUGGAGACCUCAGGUUCAAACUGUUGCCCAGCCAUGAGGCUUGGACAAGUCCCAUUUUCUCAGCUUCAGAGGGAAGCAAAGGCAACCCCCCUCUUAACAAAUCUUAUUAAGAUCCCAUAAAAGAUUUGCCUUUGGGUUGACAUAACUUGGAAUGACCUGAAGGUACACAACCACAAUUAUUAGAAACAACUGCAGGGGUUGCCAUAAUAGCCUGCCUUCUCAUCUUUGUCUGUGCCAUUGCUUGGAAUCAGUUUAAGAGAAUGGGCCUUCAGUUUCCAUUCAGAUCAAAUCUCUUGUUUAAAGUCAAUGUAAUAUUUAUGAGGAAAAAAGCAGUGAAUUAUUCAUGUGGAGACUAAACUCAACAUUGAAUGCUCCUGUAGGCCAGCUAAUAACUUGUUAGCACAGUGUUUGUGAUGUGAGCUGCUGCUUUGUGCUUCCUUCCCUUCCUUGGAUGCAGAAAUCAUGCUGGCAAGGACUAUGAUGUGAUAAACCAAUUACAAUUUGAAUUAGGAGAAUAAGUGCCUUCACAGCAUAAGUGACACCUUGAUCUGGGGCACUGAAAUGUAGAGGGAGAGAGAAGAACGUUUAGGGUUCACAGGAUGGGAGGUCAUUAAAAAAGGAUAGGUGAAAAGGCUGAAACAUUACAGCAAAAGGACCUAAAUGCUCCAGAUCCCUUCUCAUCUUGGAAGCAAAGCAGGGUUGGCUCUGGCUAGUAUUUGGGUGGGAGACAGCCAGUGACUUUCAGAUACUAUAUGCUAUAUUUCCAAGGAAAGAACUGGCAAAGCCACCUUGAGUGUUCCUUGCUACAAACACCUUAUGAAAUUCACAGGGUCGCUACAAAUUAACAAGUGACUUGUAGGCAUGCUGAAAACAAAAGGAUUUGGCAAUAACGCACUCAGAAAAAUAUGGUAAUAAUAGUGUGAGGACUGCUGCAAAGAAAAGAUUUGGAAAUAACAAUCAUAGGAAUGUUGCUGGGAAAGGCAGUAGGCAAAAGAGCUGAAAAGAAAGCAGUUUGAGAGCAUGGAAUAAGAUGGAGAAAGGAAGGAAAGAAGAACUAGCUUAAGGGUGUCUGGAGGCCAUGUACUGAACUGAGAUGACAGAAACUUGCCAAUCAAAGCAAUUCAUCAGCCAGCAAAUAAAAUUAAAAAUGAAGGAAUCCUGGACGAGACUGAACAGUGAGAAGGGCAACAUUAUAUAUGUCACAGAAUAGCACUGCUGAGCAAGGGAAUGGGAAUUCACCUACUAUUUCAGAAUGGUUAGCGCUCUGCUUCAAGUACAUGAUUUUGUUAAGAGAACAGUUUGCGCAUUAGCCUUUGCCUGGGCAAUUUCAUAUUCCUGCCCAAGUGAACUUAAUUUGUUUGCAAGGAGAAGAGAGAUGAGUGGCUAAGGCUAAGAAAUAGUAAGGCCACCUGACUACUUCUUGACUGGGCUGAGAUUUAGAAUUGGGUAUUGUAUUAAUCUAGGUGCUGAUUAUUGACCUAUAUAUAUAUGUGUGUGUAUUAGUUUUAAUCUAUGUUGUUAUCUGAUUUAUAUCUUACCUUCUUUCAUAAAUAGUGCAAAUACAAUUAAAACAUGUAAUUAAUAAAAGCAUGGAAAUUGUAAGUCAAUAUAUAGCAUCCUUUUCACAAUUAAUGAGGUCAGUUGCCUGUCAGUAGAAAGAGAACAAUUCAGUCCCUUUCAGUCUAUAAUAACUGGUUUUUUUCAUUUUUUUAAUUUCCAGUUAAUAGCUUUGUUUUAUUGCAUCUCAGUAAAGCCAAACUAGGCUCUCUUUAUAAGGGCAUUCCAUGACAGGCAACCAAGAACAUCCUUUCUUGCAUCCAUACUAUCCAGUUAAUAACGCCUCUGACAAAGACUUUUAACAUUUAAAUGGUCUGUAGAAAGUCCAAGCAGUCCCUGAGUUACAAACAUCCAACUUACAAAUGACUCAUAGUUAAGAACAUGGGGUGAGACAACAGGAAGUGAGAGAAAUCUACCCCUUGGAAGAGAAAUUCACUCCUGGAAGAGUUAUCAUGGGGAAAAUGGGUCUCCACUGAAGCUGUAUCACCAAUCUUUGUUUCCAUAACAAACCGAUUUUUUCAAAAUCCAGUGAUCAUGGAGAGAAAGGGAGGUGAAAUCUUCUGAACAGGGACACCGACAGCAAAAACAAGCACCACACUUCCCUAUGCAAUACAAAGCAUUCAUAUUAUCUAUCUAUCUAUUUGGAGUUAAAAAUGUACCUGUUUUGAUUUACAUACCAAUUCAACUCAAGAACAAACCUACAGAACUUAUGUUGUUUCUAAUUUGGAGACUACCUGUGGGAAGUUCAAAAGGCUUUAGUCUACUUGUGCAAGUCUUAUGUGACCUGGUUGUUUUAUUCCAUGUGUACAUACUAACCGUACUGUUAGUUCUGAAUAAAAACUUUGGUGAAAUAUA